AUGAGUGUGCUGGGUCGUCUGCGAGGCUCUUACACGCUACUUUCUAGAUCCGAUGAGGAUCAAGAUCAAGACGCCCACAAGAAGGAAGGCCGUGAGCUUGCCCAGACGCCUCAAUUGGAUCAUGAUAGCGAUGAUGUUGAAGCAGCCAUCCCAGUCUCUGAUCAAUCAAUACGAUGCAGUAGGUUGGCACUGGUGCUGGCUGGAUUCUUCUGCAUUAUAUUUGGAUACCUAACGGCGCGACUCGUGGAGAGCCGAAGUAUGAAUCACACAGACCCGCAGCUGUGCCGAGAUGUAGCAUUCCGUAGAGAAUGGCGAAGUUUGAGUAAUGACCAGAAAGUUGAUUUCAUCAGCGCGGUGAGAUGUCUUGCAUCUGCACCAUCGAAGCAAAUCCCGGACGACUCGUUAUACGACGACUUCGCGUAUGUGCACACAGAUACAGGAAGAGAUUCCUACGAUUCUGCCGCAUUCCUUCCUUACCACAGAUAUCUCCUCUACGUAUAUGAGAGACAGUUGAAAGACGUGUGUGGUUAUAAUGGUAAUUUGCCAUACUGGGAUUGGACUUUGGACUGGCAAGAUCUGGCCGCAUCACCUGUUUUCACCAACACAAGUGGUUUGGGCAGUAUUUCAGGUAUUGAUAGCCCGUGCGUCAACGACGGUCCUCUAAACGACCUCAGCCUCCCAUACUACGAUGGUGAAUACCCAAACUGUAUCUGGCGUGCUUUGCCAGUGCAUCGAGUCGCUCAGAAUUCCAGCAAACAGGUCUUAUCUGAAGACAGUCUGAGCCCAGCAGCAGUGGAUAAACUCUUGCUACAAAACACGUAUGACGAAUUCCUCCUGGAACUGCAGAAAAACGCCAAAGUAUAUAUUCCCAACGGCAUAAAAGGAAACUUCAUGGAGUUUACCGCUCCAAACGAUCCAUUGUUCUUUUUACACCACGGCCAACUGGAUCGUGUAUGGUGGCAAUGGCAGCAAGAUAGAUCCUAUCAGAGACUCCUUGAAUAUUCCGCGAAUGGAGAUGAAGGAAAACAGACUAGGUAUCUCAGCGACGUUAUAUCCCUGGGAGUGUUGGCCAACAAUGUCAGCGUCCAAGAAGUAAUGGAUACUGAGGCGGGAUUCCUCUGCUAUAGAUACUAG
Messenger RNA from Truncatella angustata, 1134 nucleotides. RefSeq lists its product as uncharacterized. The record is from RefSeq and is a predicted model, not a curated record. Gene Ontology annotation, molecular function: oxidoreductase activity. Lineage: Eukaryota; Fungi; Ascomycota; Sordariomycetes; Amphisphaeriales; Sporocadaceae. The transcript has 5 exons. Bases 1 to 1134 code for a protein of 377 amino acids.